AUGGGGCAGAUAUGUAAAUUACCUUCAACUCCUGAACUAAAGAUGAAUAGUGAUUCUAAUCAAAUAAAAGAAAUGACUCACGAAGAAGAAGUUCAAUAUGAAGAACAAGAAAAUAAAAUAAGCGAAUAAAAUUAAUCUUUCUUUCCUGCCAAUCAAUUAUCAGUCCAGUUGUCAUGUACUCCAGAAUUUAGUUUACCUCCUCAAUAAAUUAAAUUAUUUUCACAACAAGAUAGCGAAUACACUCCUGAAUUUUUAGCAAUAAGUUAACCUUUUUAAUAAUAAAUGAAUAUAUAUUAAUAAUAAUUUUGA
Molecule: messenger RNA, 309 nt
Organism: Paramecium tetraurelia
Lineage: Eukaryota; Ciliophora; Oligohymenophorea; Peniculida; Parameciidae
Exons: 1
Source: RefSeq, a predicted model, not a curated record